Striga asiatica is the source of this 537-nucleotide messenger RNA. NCBI's taxonomy places the organism in Eukaryota, Viridiplantae, Streptophyta, Magnoliopsida, Lamiales, Orobanchaceae. The record is from the annotation of a GenBank genome assembly.
AUGAAAUGUUCAUUUUGUAAGCAACCAAAUCAUAAUGCUAGGGGUUGUCCUAAAAAACAUGUUUCUGAAAAAACCACUCAAGGGUUAGAUGUGCCGGCUGCCAAUGAGAAUGCAAGAAAGGCCUCAAGAUCAAGAAUUAAACCAGUUUCUGCAUUAAGAGGUGAAGGGUCAACUGUGUUGUCAACAGAAAAUGAAGUUGGAGGAGUGGCCACAAGAUCAAGAAUUAACAAACCAAUUUCUGCAUCAAGAAGUGAAGGGUCAAAUGUGUUGUCAACAACAAAUGAAGUUGGAGGAGUGGCCACAAGAUCAAGAACUAAAAAUCCAGCUUCUGCAUCACCAAAUGAAACUGGAAGAAUGGCUACAAGGGCAAACAGUAAGGGUACUAAAAGAGUUCUUGAAGUGGGUGUUUGUGGUGGAGCUGAGCCUUUCAAAGUUGCUACUACCCAACAAUCUCAGAAUGCACCUAAAGCCAAAAAAAUGAACAUUCACAAGGGGAAGGAUAAGAGGAACAAGACCCCUGAAAAAGCUAGGCAUUAG